AUGUCACACAGACGCAAGGCGGUGAUCUCAACGAAACGGGAUAGGGCUGACGAAGAUGACGUCAUUGAUGGGUCGGUACUGUCCCUGGCACAGGAUAAAUCGCAGAUUAUCAGAGUUUUCAUCAGCUCUACGUUCUCGGAUACGUGCUCAGAAAGAAACAUUCUAAUGGAAAAAGCCUACCCAAGACUGAAAGAUUACUGCAGACAAUAUGACCUGGAAUUUCAAGCAUACGACCUGCGUUGGGGAAUCAGGGAUGUGUCACACGACGAUCAUUCCAUCGUCGACUUCUGUCUAAGGGAGAUUGAGCAGUGCAAACAGUUAUCAGCUGGUCCUAGUAUUGUGGCAUUAAUAGGACAAAAGUAUGGUUACAGGCCCUACCCUUCAAGGAUAUGCGCCGAUGAGUUUGAAAUGCUGCUG
Helobdella robusta is the source of this 417-nucleotide messenger RNA. RefSeq lists its product as hypothetical. The annotation marks the transcript as partial. The record is from RefSeq and is a predicted model, not a curated record. The transcript has 4 exons. Lineage: Eukaryota; Metazoa; Annelida; Clitellata; Rhynchobdellida; Glossiphoniidae.